CAGGCACUACCUCGUACCGAGAUCAGCAAGAGCGAGUUUGCAGUAAUUAAAUAGAAAGCAAUGCGCAUCACUUUCCGCGUGCGGCCGCGCCGAACACUUGCGCGCUUCUCGUCCGACGCGAGGGCCCGGUUCGCCGGUCGCUACGCGCUGGGCAAGCACAUGCCCGCCGUCGAGACCAAGCAGGGCAUGCGGUUCGCCUGGCGCGGCGAGGACCGGGCGGUUCGAGUCCUCGGCGGCGCGUCGUCGGAAAUCUUGGGCGGCGCGAACUUGGCCGAGGUCCUGAGAGACGGGUUCGAGAUCGAGCAGCGCGCGUUCCGCGCGCUCGAGCGGGGCGAGCCGGCCGAGCCGCUGUCCAUACACACGUCGGCGGGCGUGCCCAAAAGCCUCGACGACUUCUUGGCGGCGCUACGGCCGCACCUGCCGAGCUGGGCCCAGGCCGAGGACGACUGGUGCGUGAACCUGCAGGCGGAGGGGUCGAGCGCCGUCCACGCCGCCAUCGACAUGGCCAUACAAGUCACGCAGCCCGGGGCUGAUUUGACGGCGCCGGCGGCUCGGACGCGGGUGGCGUGCGGCGCUUCUUCGUACCACGGACCUGCUUCGACGUCGCCAGGUGGCGGCAUCCCCUUGGGCGCGGCCGCCAAGGGCCUGACCCAUCCCGUUCGCUAUCCGGUCCCGUCGCCCUUCCUCCGCUUCCGGGACGAAUCCGACGACGCUUUUCACGCGCGAUUACGAGCGGAGUUCAUCGAGUAUCUUGAUGCGUACGAGCACGAGCUCGGCGUCGUUCUGUUCGAGCCGCAGUGGGGUUCGAGUGUCGCGUCGACGCCGUGGCCCCCUCAGUUGCUGCGGGCCUACGUGACCGAGGCAAAGCGACGAGGCCUGGCGGUGGUUUGCGAUGAAGUCAUGUGCGGUCUCGGAAGGCACGGGCAGGACCCCCGCGGGGCCACUGGUUGUUUUCUGACCGAGUGUUGGGACCUCCGGCCGGACGUCGUAACGUUCGGCAAGUCCGUCGGCGGGGGCGCGGGGCACUUGCUGUCCGGCGCUAUCUUGCUGAAGGGCGCAUCGGCGCUCGCCGCCGCCUCGCAGACCGCGUACCAGUCACACACCUACGCCGGGUCCUCCGUGAGGGCGCUCUGCAACGCCGCGUCGCUGCUCGACAGACUGGAGUCGCUCCGCGCGGACGUGCGACGCGUCGAGGCCGCCGUGAAGCCCGCCCUCGACGCGCUGCGGGAGGAGAGCGGCGGUCGGGUGCUCACGCAGGGCCAGGGCGCGCUCUGGGGCGGCCUCUUCGCGCACUCGAGUCUGGCGGAACGAAGCGUGGCGAACGUCGCUCUCAAGGAGAAGUGCGCCGCGGCCGGCGUGUUGCCCUACUUCGUGCCAGUCGGCGGCUUCAUGCUGACGCCGCGCUACGACGAUGAUCCGGAACUAUUACGCGCGGCAGUCGGGGACCUGGCCCAGUGCUGCCUCGAAGUCGUCGAGGAGAUGAAGUGGUCCGACGGAGAUCUCUUGCCGCGCGUGCGUGCUUGAAGGAACCAAGUACGAAUUGGCGUCCCUAGCGUGAACGGCGAGGGCGCUAUUAAUUGUUCGAGCGUCCUUAGUCCCAGGCUGGGACAGGAGCGGCGAAGAGCAGCGGUCAUUGAUUUAUGCACUUAACAUCUAACUAGCCUAGACCCCAGACUUAG
Messenger RNA from Pelagomonas calceolata, 1679 nucleotides. The record is from the annotation of a GenBank genome assembly. NCBI's taxonomy places the organism in Eukaryota, Pelagophyceae, Pelagomonadales, Pelagomonadaceae.